Molecule: messenger RNA, 2552 nt
Organism: Vigna umbellata (rice bean)
Lineage: Eukaryota; Viridiplantae; Streptophyta; Magnoliopsida; Fabales; Fabaceae
Biological process (GO): negative regulation of transcription elongation by RNA polymerase II
Molecular function (GO): histone reader activity
Source: RefSeq, a predicted model, not a curated record
CCUUUCGAGUUUGAAAUGGAAGAAAAGUCCAAAUCGUGCAAUGCGUGUGACACAUGUUGCUCAUGCCAUUGUAUGUGCAUAUUGAACAAGUGGCGACAACAGCGGGAGUGGGAAUUGACAACUUUACUGAUUAAACCUAUGAGGGUAAGGGAACCAAUAAGUUCUCUUCUUAGACAGCAUUCAGUCCUCUCCUUUGUUGAGUAUCACUUGCAAUUGUAGUUGUGAGGGAGUACCUUCCUAGUUCCUAAGCAAACAAAGGGAGUCCUCAUUAGCAAAAACAGCACUAUCCAGUUAGGUUGUUGGGCUGAUGAAGUUUAUAGCUGUGCUACUUGUGACGGUGGUGAUCACAUUUGAGAUGGAUUGAAGCUGAAUAUCAUUUGUAAUGCAAGAAGCAUCUCCAUAAGUCUACGUUGUGAUUAAGAACACCAGUGUGCAAGAAUCUUGUUCAAUUGCAUUUGGCGAAUCCUUGGGGUGCCUCAGAUAAGAUGGACGGUGAAGAUAUAGUUUGUGAUAUCUGUGGGGAUGCAGGAAAUGAAGAGGAUCUUGCUAUUUGUAACAAGUGUACGGAUGGGGCAGAGCACAUUUAUUGUAUGCGUGAUAUGUUGGAGAAAGUUCCUGAAGGUGAUUGGUGGAUGUGUGAAGACUGCAAGAAGUCAGAAUGCAAAAAAUCCAAAAGUCAAGUAAAUCUUGAAUCUUCAAGUAGUGCAGAAUUAAACUCAAAAUCUUUCCAUGAUUGGAAAAGGCAAGCAAGUGUAAGUACUAGAUCUUAUUCAUCAGCUAACAGGCAUGGUGUCCAGUCAGAAGGCCAGUCUUUGAAGGAGGACAAAAUGAGUGCCAAAUCCUGCGACAACACCCCACUGCAGCAUAAGGACUCCUCAUACAAAACUUUUAAAGAUGGAAAAGCAAAAGAAACCAAAGAUACUACUUCUGAGCUCCAAAUUUCUUGCAAUCCUCAAGACAAAGUUAAAGCUUCUCAUGCUUUUAGUGACAAGAGAUGUGCAGACACCUUACAAGUUGAUUUAGAUAGAAAAACAAAGGCUCUUGAUACAAGUGCUGGACUCCCUAAUAAGUCAAAAUCACCCAAACGAUCUCCACUAGUUAGGGAAUCGCUGUCCGAAAACUUGGGGAAGGCAAAUGUGGAGCAAUCCUCCUGUGUUUAUCUGGAAAAACCCAAGUCACAUUCUCAUUCAGGCCCUCACUUGAUGUCCGGAUUGACUGGAGUUGUGGAUGUGAAAUUUGAAGGACAUCUGGACGAAGCUCGUUAUUUGCCAAUGAAAAAGCGAAAAAUUAGAGAUUUUGUGAGCAGUUCAGCAUUGGAUCUCAAUGUGAAUCUUCAAGGGGGCAUCAACAAGGUUGGAGCAACAGAUAUUCCUGAAUCUGAUGCUGUGGAUACAAGUUUUUCAGGUGACAAGGUUGAAGCACAUGGAAUUGGUGAAUCUGAUCUCGUUCUUGAUCUUAAUACUUCACUGUGGCCUGAAAGGGCAACCCCGGAAGUUGGCCCCUGUCUGCCUGUUGAGAAUGUGGAUGAUCAACCAAGCAAAGAUGUGAACGUCAAGAUGCCAACAGAAGAGAACAAAAAUGAUGACAAAGUUGAGCCACAUGAGGAAAAUCUGAACAACAAUACUGAGAGAAGUAAUACCGACAGACCUGAAUCCCUUGCUUCUCCAACAAGUGAUGAGGAACAUCUGAGCCUGUUUUAUUGGCAAGCUGUGGAAGUUUUAUCCUCUAAAUUUGGACUUUGAAUUGCACCAUGUCAAAAGCACUUGAACAUUGUUAUUCCUUUCUGCACACUGGCUCACCGUGAUAUUUAAGAUUUCCAGUUAUACAUACUCCAUAAAACAUUUGACUGUAGGAUGGAACAUGCUUCUUUGCGAUUCCCUUAGUUUGAUUUCCCUUAUUCUGGUUGUCGUCUCUUUCCAAGUAACAUUUGCAUGUGUUUUUUUUCUGUUGAGACAUUUUCUUUAUAAACAUUUUUGCCGGCAAAGAGUUCAAAUGAUUCUAUAACUCCAUUGUUUCAGUUUCUCAUGCUGAUUAAUCUGUUUAUUUUAGGAAAUUAUUGUCUGCUAGAAUCGUAGAUUUGGCUUUGGUGAAAGAUGUGUUCAUCAUAGUUUGAUUGGAACACUUGUAGCCGCCAGUUUGGCAUGUGCUAGAUUCUUUAAGUAUAUUAUGCGUUAUGAUUUCCAAAUAUAUAACUUUUGAGCGUUGCAGAAUGCAUGGAAUAAUCUCUAUAAAUACGAGUGUAGAAGUUGGUCCUGUAUUAGCUUUCUAUAGAUGAUUGAUCUAGAAUAUGAUACAACACAUGCUAUAUUCAUAACUUUUUUUCUUUUUCUUCUGGUGCAUCAAUUUGUUUCUUUUUUUCUAGUUAGUAGUACAAUUGGAGUGUGUAACUCUAAUAUCACUUGCUACUUUUUUUUUUCUUAUCUAUGAUUCUGUGACUACUUUUUAUAUGUGAUGAGUUUCAAAUCAUGAUUUUGUUAAAGGGUUAAAUUUGGACCUGGUUGUUUCCACGGCCAGUAUAAUUUUUCAUGACACAGCUAUGUUCUUAAAUUCUA